Molecule: messenger RNA, 2954 nt
Organism: Nothobranchius furzeri (turquoise killifish)
Lineage: Eukaryota; Metazoa; Chordata; Actinopteri; Cyprinodontiformes; Nothobranchiidae
Gene: tcf7l1b
Product: transcription factor 7 like 1b
Biological process (GO): regulation of transcription by RNA polymerase II; generation of neurons; canonical Wnt signaling pathway
Cellular component (GO): beta-catenin-TCF complex; chromatin
Molecular function (GO): DNA-binding transcription factor activity, RNA polymerase II-specific; RNA polymerase II cis-regulatory region sequence-specific DNA binding
Source: RefSeq, a predicted model, not a curated record
AUGGUGGUGAAUGAAGUGUCGGUUUUCAGCGCUAAACUCCUCCUCUCUGGACAGCCAGCCUGCGCCUUUCCUUCCACUCCAACAACCAAGUAGUUUUCGGAGCGCACUCUCCGGCAGCAAUGUGGAGGGAAGGGCCGAGCGGCUGAAAUUUCCUGACUCCACCGUUUUCUUUUUUUUUCGUUUUGUUUUUUUGUUUGUGGACUUUGUGUUUGUUGAUGAACAACGGGGAAAGAAAGCGAGUGAGAAGUGAAGAACUCGUGUUUUCUCUCCCCUCCUCCUCUCUUCUUUUUGCUUUCUUGGAUAUGCGGAGAUGCAGCUGGAACUGUUGCUCAUUCUGAGUCGCCCUGGUUGUUUUACUUCAUGUUGUGCUCUGGUUGUUUAGGAGCGACAGAGAGAAAGCUCAUUCCGCACAAGAGCCACAAGUAAAGAUCUACGAGGACCGCAAGUGGUUCCCAAGCAGCAGCAGCAGCAGCAGCAGCAGCGGCGGACACGAAACUUUGCCAAGUUGCUGCGCAUCCGGGAGGCAGACGCCAAAUAUUCACCGAUAUUUCCAACCGGCGCCAGAGUUUCAGCUCCUAACUGUGGAUUAUUAACGGCAGACUCGUUAUGGAGCACGGAACCAAGUUCAGAGGAUGAGAGAGCAGUUCUGAAACAUGAACUGUUGCGUCUAGUUCACCUAUUCGGACUACACGCUGACAAGAAAAAGAAAACUAAACUGUUUCUGCGCUUUUUUUUUUUGUUUUUUUGCGUGUUUGUUUCCCCCCCAACUGAUCCAACUGGUGCGUAAAAAUGCCACAACUGAACGGAGGCGGAGGGGACGAUUUGGGGGCCAACGAUGAAAUGAUAUCGUUCAAAGACGAAGGGGAGCAGGAGGAAAAGAUCUCCGAAAACGUCUCCGCGGAGAGGGAUUUAGAUGAUGUGAAAUCCUCCUUAGUGAACGAGUCGGAAAACAACAGCAGCUCGUCAGAUUCGGAGGCAGAGAGGCGCCCCCAAACCAGAGCCGACUCAGAAAGUUAUGAGAAAACACGAGACUACUUCAGCGAAGCACUGAGAAGACAGCAAGAUGGUGGCUUUUUUAAGAGUCCACACUAUCCAAGCUACCCGUUUCUAAUUAUGCCAGACCUCACCAACCCAUACCUAUCCAACGGCUCUCUGUCUCCCGGUGCAAGGACAUACCUGCAGAUGAAAUGGCCUCUCCUGGACGUGCCCAGCUCCGCAGGAAUCAAAGACUCCCGUUCUCCAACACCAGGGCAUUUAUCCAAUAAAGUCCCGGUGGUACAGCACGCCCAUCAUGUCCACCCGCUGACGCCCCUCAUCACCUACAGCAACGAACACUUCUCCCCUGGCACGCCGCCAUCACACCUCUCACCAGAGAUCCUCGAUCCAAAGACAGGUAUUCCUCGAACGCCUCAUCCGUCAGAACUCUCUCCAUACUACUCGCUGUCUCCAGGUGCCGUUGGUUCGAUUGCACAUCCUCUGAGCUGGUUCAUGCAACAGCAGGGCCAGCCCAUGUACUCCAUCCCUCCGGGGGGAUUUCGUCACCCCUAUCCAGCACUGGCGAUGAAUGCAUCCAUGUCCAGCUUGGUGUCCAGCCGUUUCUCCCCUCACAUGGUGACUCCUCCUCCACACAGCCUCCACCAGACCGGAAUCCCGCAUCCCGCCAUCGUUUCGCCCGCCAUCAAGCAAGAACCCGGCGGCGACAACAUCAGCCCCUCCAUGCAUGCCAGGAAGUCCCCCGUUCCUGCCAAGAAGGAGGAGGACAAGAAGCCUCACAUCAAGAAGCCUCUCAACGCUUUCAUGCUUUAUAUGAAGGAGAUGAGAGCCAAGGUGGUUGCAGAGUGCACUCUGAAAGAGAGCGCAGCAAUUAACCAGAUCCUGGGAAGACGGUGGCAUUCGCUGUCGAGAGAGGAGCAAGCCAAAUACUACGAGCUGGCCAGAAAAGAAAGGCAACUGCACUCCCAGCUCUACCCUGGAUGGUCAGCACGAGACAACUACGGAAAGCGGAAAAAGAGGAAGAGAGAGAAUAAACCAGACUCAAAACCAGAGGACUUCUCCGUCAGAACCAAGAAGCAGUGUGUGCAGUACCUGCCGUCGGAGAAGAUGUGUGACAGCCCUGCGUCGUCUCACGGGAGCAUGCUGGACUCACCGGCCACCCCCUCUGCUGCCCUGGCCUCCCCCGCUGCUCCUGCUGCCACUCACUCUGAGCAGGCCCAGCCGCUCUCGCUCACCACUAAACCAGAGGGACGCAUGCAUCACCACUUCUCCUUACUUGGGAAGGCCUCUGAAUCUUCUUCUUCUUCUUCCUCAUCCUCAUCCUCCUCCCAACCCUCCAUCUCCAUCCCUAUUGGUACUACAGGUAGCCAGUCGAACACACCCAUCCUCACCCGGCCAAUCCCCUUCACCUCUCUGCACCCCUCCAUCCUCUCCCCGCCGUCCCCCUUCCAUCAGGCUGCCCUGCACUCCCAUCAUUCCUUGUUCCAGUCGCAGCCCCUCUCCCUGGUCACCAAACCAACCGAAUAAAUCUGAAAUGGCCAUUUCUCUCUCAUUUAUUGUGCUGUAUAUUGCUUUUCUUAAAAAAUAGGUAUUAGAACAACUUUUUUUCUAAGUAACGAAAAGGAGGAAAUAUUAUUGGUCAAUAUUUGACUUGCCUCCUUUUCUACACCUCUCAAUGAAAUACGAAGUGUAUUUUUUUGUAAAGUUUACUGCAGGACUGGGUUCUUUUUGAUGCAUUUAUCCAAUGAACCUCAUGUAUAAAAGAACCAAUGUACAUAAAGUUUCUUUAUGAAAGAAAAAACAAACAAAAAAAAAUGUCUUUUUAGCCAAAACCUAAUUAAUGUUAGUAUGAAGUUUAAGUCCUAGUCCCUGCCAAUAAUUGCAACCCCCAGUUUUUUCAGUUCAUGCGUGUGUGCCCCUUCUAUGACAUGUCAAAUAAAUAUUUGAAAUUGUUUCCUAAA